CGUCGUAGUCGAAUGGUCGCAGUCGUGCAGCGUCGCGCGGAGUCACUCGACGCGGCCGAGAAACGAGGGUGGAGGAGAGACGGAGAGGCGCUCGACACGAUUACGUAUUUUUGUCCUACGUGAUCACGGGUGAAUAUUCGAGGUGAACGGUAGGAGAAGAAGGGAAGAAGUGACCGAAGGAAAAUUUCGGAACGCACUUGGGAGAGAGCGUCGCCGCACGGAUACACGGGAGUGAAAAAUGCGGUAGUGACAGUGAGACACGCUGAGUGCGAGGAGAGACUCGGAAUUAAUCGCUCGUUGUAAUUUCGCGUCAUUCGCCCGCAGCUCGUCAUCGCCUCGAGUUGGUCCGGCGCCGGUCGAACGACGAGAGAGAUAGAUAGAAAAGGCUCUCUCGGGCGGGUGGGGGGUGGGGGGGAAGAGAGAGGAGGUUGCUCUCUUGGCGCGACUCAGCCGGAAGAGUUAUGACGAGCUCGCGCUCCAUUCAAGGACGAAGAAUUGUUGUUCGCGCGCAUGUGUCCAGUAGUGGGAUAUAGUGUCAACGACAAGUCGCCGCUCGCAGAUCUGGAUACCUUGCUGUCGACACCCGCCGGGCCCGGAUUGUCUCAUGUCAGGAUGGCGCUGGCGCGACUUGCGGUGAGCGACUGUGCGCCUCAGACGUCGCGGGUCAGCUCGAACUUGCACAGCAGCAGUAGUAUGGCGGUGAGCCGCGUCCCAAGCCCACCACCGCCGGAAGUGAACACCCCCGUGGCCGAGAACUGGUGUUACACGCAGGUGAAGGUGGUGAAGUUCAGCUACAUGUGGACGAUAAAUAACUUCAGUUUUUGCCGUGAAGAGAUGGGGGAGGUGCUUAAGUCGUCCACGUUCUCCGCAGGGGCCAACGACAAGUUGAAAUGGUGUUUGAGAGUGAAUCCUAAAGGCCUGGAUGAGGAGAGCAAAGACUACUUGUCACUGUAUCUCCUUCUCGUUUCGUGCAACAAAUCUGAAGUCAGAGCAAAGUUUAAAUUUUCUAUUCUUAAUGCCAAAAGAGAAGAAACCAAAGCAAUGGAGAGUCAACGUGCGUAUAGGUUUGUCCAGGGUAAAGAUUGGGGCUUCAAGAAAUUCAUUAGGAGAGACUUUCUUCUGGACGAGGCCAACGGACUGCUACCAGACGACAAACUCACGAUAUUCUGCGAGGUAUAUACCUUUGUCAGUGUGGUGGCAGACAGCGUAAACAUCUCCGGGCAGAGUAACACGACACAGUUUAAAGUACCGGAGUGCCGGUUGCCCGACGAUCUCGGGCUGCUGUUUGAGAACCAAAAAUUUAGCGACGUAACGCUCACCGUCUGCGGAAGAGAGUUCCACGCGCACAAGGCGAUCCUCGCAGCACGAAGUCCGGUUUUCUCAGCAAUGUUCGAACAUGAAAUGGAGGAGAGAAAGCAAAAUCGUGUGGAUAUCACUGACGUAGACCACGAGGUGUUACGAGAAAUGCUGCGAUUUAUUUACACCGGUAAAGCGGCAAAUCUGGAGAAGAUGGCGGAUGAUCUAUUGGCUGCGGCGGACAAAUAUGCGUUAGAGAGGCUAAAAGUAAUGUGCGAGGAAGCACUUUGCACGAGUUUAGCCAUCGAGAACGCGGCCGAAAUUCUCAUACUUGCCGAUCUCCAUAGCGCUCUUCAACUGAAGGAGCAAGCGAUAGACUUUAUUAAUACACAUGCAACUGACGUGAUGGAUACAGCAGGUUUCAAGUCCAUGGUAAAUUCCCACCCGCACCUAAUAGCGGAAGCUUUCCGGGCGUUGGCAACUCAGCAAAUCCCACCGGUCGGACCGCCCAGGAAACGGGUGAAACAGAGCUGAAAGCAGUCACCGCUGACCCAGGGCAUGACCUCCACAUCGCCCCCACCACUUUUACAUCCCUCUUGAACAUUUGUGUACAGUGAUAUAACGAAGUAUAAUAGUAGUGCUAAAUAAAUGUUUCCUAGUGCGCCACCCUCUGGUCUAAAAAGAAUAAAAAAAUGAAAAAAAUCACUUAUGGAAAACCGACGCGAGAACCAACUGACUGUCUACGAACUUUGGUUGAGAAUGUUCGGAGAUCGACGGGAAGAAGAGGAGAACCGUCUGGUCUGUCCGGUCGGUCGAGGGCGAGUUUCAAAGAAGCGUAUUUCCAAACACGUGUGCCCUAGACUCUUGUGUUCAAGUGAGUGUCGGUAGUGAUAGAAAACUCGGCGAUGACACGAUCACACUAUCAGUGAUCGCGCAGCGUCGAAAAGGAGAGGAAAGAGAGAAAAUAUCUCCGAAAAAUCUACACAUCCACAUUCACAUCCUCACAUCCCACCAGCAGAAGACGUAUCGUACUUCUCGACCGGCCUGUGCGCGCGAAUUGAUCACCGUAGCACCGUGAUCGGGCACAAAACCCGUUCAUUUUUCUUCAAUGCCAAUGCCGAUGCCAAUCGAUCAGUUCUCAGUGACGCAAUGGAACGUGUCACCAGGAACGUGUCAUCAUCAUCGUGGAUUUGCUUUCGUUUCUAUUACCAGCGAAUGAAGACGGAAGCGCACGGCCGCGCGCGAGACGUUCAAGGAUAUAUAGCCAGAGAGGACCAAGAAGGCGAGGAGUUUCUCUCCACGUGGCUCGUCGCCAUAAAUUGCCGCAACGACAACCAAGCGCGAUGCACGAAGGGAGUUGUGAUAGACGUCGGCCAGACGAUUUAAAUAUUUUGUUCCUUUGUCGAAAGAAAGAAAAGAAAAUGAUGGAUCAAACGGGGAUGUCCCCGUUCGCUCGACGCGUCGAGCAGCACGGAGAGAAUUAGAUACUUUGUUUGUUUCUAUCGAUAGUAGUGAUUUUUUUUAGUUCUAGCGCGUCUCAAACUCUUCCAAGACGGAGAAAUCAUUCUAGUUAGUGUUCUUUUUUAUGAUCUCUUUCUCUGAAACAUAUAUAUGUACGGUUAUU
Nylanderia fulva is the source of this 2920-nucleotide messenger RNA. It is a transcript of the gene rdx, whose product is annotated as BTB/POZ and MATH domain-containing protein rdx. The record is from RefSeq and is a predicted model, not a curated record. Gene Ontology annotation, molecular function: protein binding. Lineage: Eukaryota; Metazoa; Arthropoda; Insecta; Hymenoptera; Formicidae.